AUGGAAAACUUGCACGGACCUGGAUACUGCCAAUGCCACGCUGUUUCUCAAGACGCAGACCCAUUUGGUUCUGACCUUCUUUCUUCGAUUCAUUUAGAAGCAGUCACUUGUUUAAAUGAGCAAACCCCUCAUUCAGGAAGGCUUGUAUUCAAAACAAAAGAAAAUAAGCUUGAUCGCACUGAGUCACUAAAGAGCAAUGAAGGUGACCAAGAGCUGCUUUUGUAUAUUCCUUUUGUGUGUCCUGUAAAAGUGUUAUCUAUGUGUAUUAUAGGAGGUGGAGGAGGAACGUCGCCACAACUCGUGAGGGUUUUUAAGAACAACGAUCAUCUAGAUUUCUCAAACGUAGCACAGAUGGCGCCAGUGCAAACCUUUGAAUUGCUAGAAAACCCACUUGGGGAACUAGAGUAUAUGACAAGAUUAAGAUUACAAUUAAGAAUUUUAAUUUUUUUCCCAGAUUUGAUGUUCCGCACGCUUUCGAACAACGCCAACCUGCUUGCCGGGCGGAAAUUCAGCCGCUAUUUUGAACAGUGAUCUUCUCUAGGAGUAGGGCUUGCACUAUGAUCCCCAAGGUCUCGACGGGUUAGGAGGAAGGCCCUGUCAGUAAGCCAUCGGGUGCUAUGGAGGUAAAGGUUAGCCUGAUACCUCCUGUCGGCCACCUUCGGGGUCGAUGACACCCUGGAAAAAAGAACUACGGCCACCCGGAACCGGGAGGAAAAGACCCGUUGUCCAAAACCAUCCGGAUAAUUAACACUUCGGACUGGAAUGGCCACCAGCUGACUCCCAAGGCCACCCUCCCCAUACGGCAGUUCUAUGCAUACUAAGGGUUAGAAUUAAAGGGUCCCAACCUUGAUUUAGGCUAUAAAGCCAUUUUGGCGCCCGUAGUGAUGCGACCUCCGUAAGGACAUAUUUCGUCGCCACCACCAUAUUAAUUAUGUAUAUGGCAAGGGUUUCAAAGUGAACAAAUACAAACUCUUUGUAUAUGCAUUUCCCACAAAGUACAGGAGAAAAUUACACUGAGAUUACUUAUAUUGGAAUUAAAGGGGAAAGUUCGAACUAUAAGAGGCAGGCUGUUAUUUCUGUGUAUGAAAGCAGGGCAAUGAAGAAAGAUCAUAAGACGUGGGAUGAAGCUAUGGGAGAUGAAGGGAUCAGGUAA
This is a messenger RNA of Blepharisma stoltei, 1153 nucleotides long. The record is from the annotation of a GenBank genome assembly. NCBI's taxonomy places the organism in Eukaryota, Ciliophora, Heterotrichea, Heterotrichida, Blepharismidae.